Daphnia pulex (common water flea) is the source of this 3466-nucleotide messenger RNA. Its product is annotated as autophagy-related protein 23-like. NCBI's taxonomy places the organism in Eukaryota, Metazoa, Arthropoda, Branchiopoda, Diplostraca, Daphniidae. The record is from RefSeq and is a predicted model, not a curated record. Gene Ontology annotation, molecular function: RNA binding. The transcript has a single exon. Bases 39 to 2276 code for a protein of 745 amino acids.
GUUUUCAAUUGCAAACAAACCAUCUAACAGCAGUGAAAAUGAUCAUCCUUUUGGCAGUCACUAUAUUGGCUUUCCUUUCGCUUAUGGCUGCACUGUAUAUCAUCUUGGAGCUCAUAUGGACAGUGAAUGCACUGUAUACCUUAAUCAUCAAUGCACUGUGUGCCUUCAUCAUCAGUCGACAGACCGAAUCACCAACUCGGCAUUCGGCUGAUAACCUGAAUAUGAUUGAACCUGACUUUGCAUGCACUAACCAGCAUGCACUUCCCCGACCUGUAAUUGACGAUGGAUUUCCGACUGCCAGCGGAGAAGACUUGAACAACCAAAGUUUUCUUCGUUUGAUGGACGAAAACAACCUGAUUGUAUUGGAAAAUGAACGCCUGGAGAAUGAGUUGAGUCUAGUUCAAUCACAACUGACAGACUCCUCAUCAAAGCUGCAAAUGUUUCAGAACGUACACGACGAGUUGGCAACUACCAAAAGUGAACUCGAAGAAAAAAAAAUUGAAAUGACUGACAUGACAGAGAAAAAUCUUCGCUUGGCAAAUUAUGAUUCGCGUCUAAGACGAAAAAUUGAAGACAGGGAUAGACUGAUCGCAUCCAGUCGGGCGGAAUUGGAAAAUCUCCGCGUUUGCCUUGCCGAACAACAAUUAGACACGCGCGAGUUGGCCGUGAAUACACGUGAGCUUGAGUCAAAGAAUAGAACCAUUUCUGAACUCGAAGCGAAAAAUGUCACCUUGGACGAAAACGAUUCACAACUGAGGCGAAUUGAAGAGCCCAGCACUCCAGUCAUUGAAAUCCCCGAAAUCGAAACUGCAUGUUUAGCAUCCAGUCGAGCGAAUGAGAAUAAUCUAUUUGUUUUGGAUAAAGAACGUUUGGAGAAUGAGUUGAGUCUGCUUCAAUCACAAUUGACAGACUCCUCAUCAAAGCUGCAACAGUACCAAAAUGUACAAGACGAGUUGGCAACUACCAAAAACGAACUCGAAGAAAAGAAACGUGAAAUUACUGACAUUACAGGGGAAAAUUUCCAUUUGACAAAAGAGAAUUCGGGUCUAAUGCGAAAAAUUGAAGCCAGAGAUCGACUUAUCGCAUAUAAACGAACGAAAUUGGAGCAACUACAUAAUUGUUAUGAAGAAAAAAAAUUGCACAAGGUGCACAAUGAGCUAGCUUCAAGUCAACGUGCUCUGGUAUCCAAAAACAGAGCCAUAAUUAAACUUCAAGAGCAAAAUCAAGAAAGUCGAGCAGAAUUGGAGAAACUGCGGACUUGCCUAAGUGAACAACAAUUGGACACCUCGCAGUUGACCGUGGCUACACGUGAGCUGGAGUCAAAGAAUAAAACCAUUUCUGAACUCGAAGCAAAAAAUCUCCGUUUAUCCGAAAAUGAUUCACAGCUGAGGCGAAAAAUAGAAGAAACCGAUCUUCUUCUUUUAUCCAGUAAGGCGGAAGUGGAAGAAGUACGAGUAUCCCUUAGCAACCAGACAGACACAAUCGAGCAACUACUGGAUCAAGUAAAAAGUCUAGAAAAGGAAAAAGACGAGGCCCUCCAGAAGUUGGCAGAAAUGGAAAAUAAUCAGAAACAAAUGAAACCAAAGUUGACAGUGGACGUUGGAUGCAGCACCGAUGAGGAGGUAUUCAACCAACUCCAAAUCGAAGAGCCCAUCAUCCCUCCAGUCACUGAAAUUACUGAAAUCUUAACGCCAUUCUUAGCUUGUAAUUCCACUGCAGUUCAAGCUAAACCACCACUGACCGAACCACAGCCUCUAGUAACUGACGCAAUGGAGAAUACCCCGGCCAACACCUUUAAUGAAAAGAAAGCCGUCAAGCAGUGUACUGAACAACCGCAGGAUGCAUUACCCGAAUUUUCCAUCACAACCACUAUAGAAAAAGAAGUCUACGUCGAUCGAAUUGUCGUGACUGGGAUAGCGAAUAAGGAUUGCGGGCGAGUUAUUGGACGCCAUGGAACAAAUGUAAAAAGGCUAGAAAAUGAAUAUUGGGUAAGUGUCUACUUUAUCAAUGGGAAUCUUUUCAUCACCGGCGGAGAUGCUGAAAGCCGACUGGCCGCUUGCUCCGACGUUAUCGACAACCUGCCAGUCACCAUCGAGUGUCCUACAAUCAAUUUGAGAAGAAACAUUUUUUACGAGGAUUAUUUGUUGAGAGAAUUAGCGUUUAAUCAUAAUGUACAGAUUUAUCGUCCGUGUAGAGAAAAUAAGUACGUCACCAUCUGGGGUACGCUAGCCAAUUGCAAAAGAGUUUAUGAAAUUCUACAAAACGGAACUCGCUAGUUUUUGAUUAUUUUUUUUUCUUAAAUUAAAAUUAAGUUACAAUUGAAGCUGGACGUCAGUUUUGCCUAUCAGUAUAGUUGUCAUCUUGCGAUGACGUUACCUCCUCUCGUGACAAUCCAAAGGGAUUGAUGGAUGAACCCGUCGACGGAGUUGGUGAGCUGGUCGCUGGUGUGAUGUGAGUGAAGACUUUCGAAAUUCCUGGCACUUGUGUACGAGUUGAGUUAUCAUGACUUCUCUAUACACGGUGAAAGGAAUUAGAUCAUCUUCACUCGCACGCCAGUGUACAGUUGACUAACACCUUGACGGGGGAUUUCAGUACCCUCAAACGAGUCCAUCAGUUUCUAACGUGCGUUGCGGGUGGAGGUAGCCGAGCAAGAUGACGACUAUUAUCGAUGGUAGGGCUGGUCCAGUAGUUUCUUUUGUUUACCCUUUGAUUUUGUUUUUCCCUCUCUUUUUCGAUUCAAAUAAAUUUCAUUUUUAAAUUUCAAAUCUUUUAGUUUCGUUGUGUCAUUCAUUUUACUAGACCAAGGGGAAAAAGAAAAAACUGAUUCCUAGCUGAUUUUAUGUUGAAUAUUAAACGAAAAUGGUAAAAAGGAGAAAACGUCAACAAGAGGUUGUCGUAUUUGCAAUGUCUAGACUUUUUUUUUUUCAUCAAAGCGAAUAUUGAGGAGGAAUAAAAAAGUCAAGAAGCAGAGUCACAAGAUCUUGACGAAAAGAUGAAACGAUUUACUUUUGAUUAAUGAGAACGAACAAAAAAGGUCUUCGUCUUGUGCUGUUCGGCUAUUACACGACAAUGUGGAAGGCUAGUUUCGGGCAAUUCGGCAAUAAAACUGUUAUGAAAAUGGCGAUAUUGAGCUGUCAACAAUUUACAAUUUGUGAUGGAACGCCAUCAACAGAAAACCUUGGGGAGCAACGUCGAAAUUCCCGACACGGAAUUGAUUGGCGAUUAUUCCUCUUUUGAAAAUCGGCAAGGUUUAUUCGUGCCAUAAAGUGACACAAUGAAGAAAAGAUAAUUAAAGAGCAAAGUUUUUCCCCCCCAGCAGCGCCAAACCUUUUCCAAGAACGAAAGACAACCAGAACGCAAAUAAGUCCUUUCAAGAACGUGGACAAGAAAAUCAAUUCAAUUAUAUAGGGAAUAGGGAUGGAACCUUCCACCAAAAUGGAGAAAAAGCUAUACACAUUAUCCUCGU